Messenger RNA from Dermochelys coriacea (leatherback sea turtle), 3995 nucleotides. RefSeq names its product metadherin (gene MTDH). Gene Ontology annotation, molecular function: transcription coregulator activity. The record is from RefSeq and is a predicted model, not a curated record. NCBI's taxonomy places the organism in Eukaryota, Metazoa, Chordata, Testudines, Dermochelyidae. Gene Ontology annotation, biological process: positive regulation of canonical NF-kappaB signal transduction; regulation of transcription by RNA polymerase II; positive regulation of angiogenesis. Gene Ontology annotation, cellular component: nucleus.
ACUUUCCCGCCCCUACGUCGCCCUGCGCCCCGCGUGCGGCGGGACGUUGCGCGGCCGCCGUCCGCCGACGUUCAGCGGAGCCCGAGAGGUGACGUUGCACUCCAGCCGGGGGCGGGGACAGAGCGAGACGCCGCGGAGCUGAGCGGGCAGCUCCCAGCGACUCCGUCCUGCCCUCAGCCGCAGCGGGCGGCCCGGCUGCGGGUCCCGGCUGUGCCCCUGCGGGCCCGGCAGCGGGAGAUGCGCUCGGCUUGAGCAGCCGCCCCGCGCUCGGUUUCGGCCCCUCCAGGGUGGGAGCGGCGAUGGCUGCGCGGAGCUGGCAGGAGGCGCUGGCCCAGCAGGCCGAGGAGGCGUCGGCCCGGGUGCGGGACGCGCUGUCGGUCGGGCUGGGCCUGCUGCGCACAGAGCUGGGUCUGGAGCUGGGCCUCGAGCCGCAGGGCCUCCCGAGCUGGCUCGUGCUGCUCACCACAGCCGCCCUGGGGCUGCUGCUGCUGCUGGGGCUGUUCUGGGCUGUGGUUUGCGCAACGGGCUCCCGCAGGAAGCAGCCCCGGAGCCUGGCUGGCCGGGAAGAAGAUGACGAGGCGGCAGCCCUGGGCCUGACAGGCGGCGGCGUCCCCAACAAGGCGGCUCCGGCCGCGCUGCUGCUGAAGGCUGAGGAGCAGAAGAAACGGAACAAGAAGAGACUUGUGGAGAAAGGGGCGGCCAGGCCUAAUGGACGGCCUGUUCUUGAAGUGUCUGAGGAUGAAAUAAUUCAGACGGCUCGAAGAGAAAAUCCAAAGCAGCCACUGGAUGCAGAAAAGAAAAACGAGAAGUCAAAAAAGAAUAAAAAGAAAUCAAAGGGAGAUGCUAAAACAGUUCAGGACCUGUCACGUCUGAGUGGUAAGAAGCAGAUGAAGGGAGCUUGGGAAAUAAAAUCAGAACGUGAGAAAAGGCAGCAGGUAAGCGUGACAAGGUGACUGACUGAUGCUGGGUCCAAUAGAAACCAAAUCCGGGGAGGGAAAAAAGUUACAGUAGUGAAAAAAAUACCUACUCUAUCUUUUCCACUUGGUCCCAGAAAAAAUAAAGGUGAUACAAUUCUGAAUGUUCAAGUUAGCAGCUCUAAAUCUGCAAAGGGAGAUUCAACAAUUCAGCAAGUUUCUUCAGGGUUGAAUGAAAGCCCUACUGUAAAUGGAGGAAAUUGGAAUGAGAAGUCUGGAAAAAUCUCCUCAGAGAUCAGUGCAGGUGAGGAGAAAUGGACAUCUGUUCCAUCAACUACAGCAGGGAAGAGGAAGACUGAGACAUCUGCUUGGGGUCAGGACACUGGAGAUGCUAGUGGAAAUGGAAAAGACUGGAGUGUAUCCCUUGUGAGCAGGUCCUGGGGAGAGCGUACUUUGUUCCCUAGCAUUGCUGCCUGGAAUGUAGAUGGAAGGAUCAAGGCCUCUGAACAAAAUUCUGCUUCUUUCACUUCCUUAGGACUAAAUCCUGCAAUUUCUGGAUCCAGCAAUGAACCAGUUACUCAGCCUGGUACUUCUGAUUUUCAGUGGGAUUUAAGCCGCAGUCAGCCCCAUGUUGAUGAUGAAUGGUCUGGGUUAAAUGGUCUUUCUUCUGCUGAUCCCAGCUCUGAUUGGAAUGCACCAGCAGAAGAGUGGGGGAACUGGGUAGAUGAAGAAAAGGCUUCUUCUAUUCCACAGCCUGAGGAACCAUUAUCUGAUAUUCAGAAGGCUUCAGAUGAUGAGAGAGAAAAAGCAGAGCCAACUCUCCAGAGCUGUACUAGUGGCAAAUCCAAAAAGAAGAAGAAGAAGAAAAAGAAGCAAAGUGAAGAAGCUAGCUCUCCUGCACAGGAUGCUGAAGACCUGGAUAGAGAGGUUGGAGAGGAAUUUCAGGAGGAUACUGCAAAAGCUCAACCACAACAGGAAAUCGCUUUUUCUUUGAAGACCAUAAGCACUAGUGAACCAGCUGAGCUUGAGGAGUCUCCUCCACUUGCUGUUUCUACUGAGCCAUCUGUAAUUGUAUCAGAGUGUGAUUCUGACAAGAUCUCUUCCCAAGUGCCACAGAUGUUACAAGAGACAGAUGUUUCCAGUCCCAAUAUUAAGCAAAACAGUGUGCCUCCUCCACAAACCAAGUCUGAAGAUAGCUGGGAGUCCCCAAAACAAGUUAAAAAGAAGAAAAAAGCAAGAAGGGAAACGUGAAUUUCCUGAGAUGGACGUGUGUUGAUGAAACGCUGUCAUGAAGAUUAUGCUGUUUAUGCAAUAAUUUGUGAACAUGUACAGAAUUUUAUAUAUUUCAACUGAUUUUUAAAACAAAACUGCUGUGAACACAACCAUCUUUAAAAAGGAAUCAAAGGAAAUUGUGAUAGAGAGAACAGCAGAAAAUGCUACAAUGCUGGAAGAUGCUUUGAAGAGUCCUUUUUUUUCCACUGUAAGGGAAAGAUCUUAAAAAAAUAAAAAACACCUGGUUUUACAACACAGUGCCCUGUUUACAACAGAUUAUGCCCUAUCUCAUCUGCAGCUGGGAAUAAAGUAUUGAUUUUUUUUUUAAGAAAGGGUUGUUUGUAAAAUAGUUGUCUAUAAAACAGGUGGUGUUUCUUGCAUCUUUUGAGUGAUGCAUAAGAAACUCAGAAUGCCUACCAUUCGAUUUUGCGUCAUGCCUAAAUCAAAGUGCUUUGAUUAAAUACAUAAUCUGCCAUAUUUUUACAAUAUGCUGGUUAGCCAAGCAUACUAACCAUUAAAGGAAUCACAAGUGCAAAUAAAAUAAUAAAUAAAAAUCCAUUUGUACAGUUCAACCUUCAUGGUUUAUUAUAAAAAGUUAAAGAAAAUAAAAAUUGGUGGGCUAAAAGGCUGAGAAUGUGAUUGCUGAAACUUGAGUAGGUUCAUGAAGUUAUUUUUGAUGGCCUCUAUUACAUUACUUGAAUUGUUCAAAGUAACAAUAUAUUUUAAUUAAAAAUGUGGCAAUGUGCAUAAAAUCACUUCUAUUGUUUUCUACUUUAUCCUUUAUAGUCUUUUUUUUUUUUUUUUUUGUUGGUUGGUAGUUUGACUCAUUUAAAACUCAUCCCUGAUCAUUUUUAAACUCUUAAAAUAAAAUUAAUUCAUAUUUUCCUUUCCCCUUAUUUUAUUAAUUUUCCCUUUGCUAAUUUUUUUUAAAGCAAGAUCAGCUGUUUUCAUUCACUAACAGUACAGGACUUUAAGGAUUUGGUGGAGAAUGAAAGAAUGGCUACAGACAGCUUUAAUUGACAUUGUCAAGACCACCAGUUAUCAGGAAUACAUUUUUUUUUUUUUACUGCCUUAACCUGUAGUAUGUAGAAUAUGCAUCUAGACUUCUUGAAGGGGUUAAUGUUUUUAUAAGAAAUUCCAUGCAAGUGUAGCAGUUGUAAAAUAAAGAAUGUUUCCCAAUUGAAACUGUUGAUUAAAAUGGUGUUUGAGAAUUGUCAUUAUUUUCAGGCACUGUAAUUGCAUCCUAUCAAACUGGCAGGUUUCUUUGUAUCUAUAAAUGUGCAUGCUCAGCCAUGUACACUGUAAAUAGCCUUUCCAAACUUUUGUUUGAUAAGGACCAUAAUUAACAUCACUUACUGAAUUCUGGUAAAGAGCCAUGAUUUAUUUCAUGUGACUGACUUUGUUGGUUUUUGUGUGGCAAAAAAAUGAAGCUGUAACCAAUGGUACUGAUCAGCCAUCCGAUAUUAUCUUAUACAGGACUGCAGUUUGAUAGUAUUUACUUGCAAGACAAGAAUAGCUAAAGAAACAAGCCGAUUUUAAUUGUACUGAAGACAUGCCUUACUAAUUGACAGACUUCCUAAUAAAUGAUACUAACUUAUACAGGUAUCAGUACCUAUGUCAAGAACAUGGCAAAUAUGUUUAUAUGUUCAGAAGUUUUGUUUAAUUCAAUGACAUUUCUAAGUUUGUUUAAAAUAAAUUGAGCAAAUUGAUAACAUUUUAUUUACUGGAAGGGAGUAACGGUUAAGCCUUGAUGCCUAUCUAGGAUUCCAUGUAAACUGAACUGAAAUACAGUUUUCCACAGGGAUUUUU